AAUACUUUCAUUCUUUCUUCUCUUCUUAAAACAGCUUUUCCUCAGCUUGCAGGUGAACCCUGGUUCAAGGCCUUUUUAUAGGCUGGGGAAGAAGGGUUGUCUUCUCUUAUUAGAAGGGAGAAAAGGCUUGUAAAAGGAAAAGAUGGCUAAGCUGCUUUUUGGGCUUAACAUGGCAUCAAAACUGCAUCAAAAACUUCCUUCUGAAGAUCAGUGUAAGAAGAUGUGUAUGGUACUGAGUAGUCCUUUAGGAAGAAUUGAGAUACUCGGAUGCAAGGUGGGAGUACAUGAAAUACACCUCCAAGAAGAUGCUGUGCCACUCAGUGGCAUUACAGAGACUUCAGUGUGCUGUGAGGUAGUCAAAGCCCCAGAAGAAAUGACGGAGCCACUGAAACAAUGUGCAGCUUGGCUUCAGGCCUACUUCUGUGAGCCCUGGAUGACAGAGAAGCUUCCGAUACCGCCUUUCCACCAUCCACUUUUCAAGCAAGCUUCAUUCACCAGAGAAGUGUUGUGGACCCUGUUGAGAGAUGUGAAAUUUGGAGAGGCAGUUUCUUACAAGCAAUUAGCAGACCUGGCAGGCAACAGCAAAGCUGCCAGAGCAGUGGGAGGAGCAAUGAGAAGGAACCCUGUCCCGAUUAUAAUACCAUGCCACAGAGUGAUUUGCAGCGGUGGACAGACUGGCAACUACACGGGAGGAAGUCAUCUGAAAGAGUGGCUUUUGUCACAUGAGAAGCUUCAGAAGGAAAAGUUAGCAUAUUGAUGCAGUUCAGGCACAGCUGUUAUACAGCCAAAACACAUAACCAAAGAUACUUGGCUUAUAACAAGCUUUCAGAACACACAGUAGAAUUCAGGAAAAUGGUAAAUAUUUGAGUGACAUAUAAAUAUAAUACAACAUCCGAAGCGAAAUGUGUGGUGGCACUACUAUAUUAAAAAAGCUGAAUGUGUCCUAGGGGAUACAGCUUGUAUGCCCUUUCUUGUUUUUACAUUUUACAGCAGAAUGAGUACAGCGGACUGUGCCUGUUGUGCAUGUAUUUUGUUCCCAUCUCUAGUGCUGUUUUGUUCUAUUUUUAAUGUCCAUUAAAGCAAGGAUAAGGGAGUGGGAGGGGCAUGGCAAAUGUUAGAUGCAACUGCCCCUCUAAGGAAGCAUCUGGCUCACAGAGGGGACAGCCGGGAAUCCGCAGCCUUUGCGUGUAUUCAGAGAGCAAAAUUAAAUGCAUAAGCUUCAACACACACCUCCCCCUGUUCCUGCCUGGAUUUGUAUUUGUCCAGAUUGAAAAGCUUGUACCUCUUCCAGGCUUGGUGCCCAAGAUUCUCCUGUUUUCUUUGAUGUUUGAACUGUUGAAAUGAUGUUUUACGUAAACAGUUGUUAAUGAAACACACUGAAAACCCAUUCAAAAGGAAGCAGCUAUUGAAUUGCCUAUUCACAGCUUUUCUUUUCAGAUCAUUGUAGAUGGCUCAGAAGAUAUGAAUAAAAAUAUUUUGUCUCCAUUAGCAUUGCUUCAUGUGGGCAGAAAAAUAGAUGCUGAUAAAGUAGUUUAAUGACAGAACAAAUGUUUUUAUAAAAUUAUUCAACAGAACUACAGACACAUUUUGCCAGAAUUUAGAAGUUUAAUUCUUUUUCUUUAAAAGAACAGUAUUUCUGAUCAGCUGUGAUUAUGGCUUUUGCUUAGCAUUGGCUUUAUUUAGUUUUCACAUUUACACAUAUGUUAUACAAUACUCCCUUCUACUAGAAGCAAGAGCUAAGCUUUAUUUUUGCAAUCCAAUAUAUAUAUAGAUAUAGAUAUAGUCAGGCAAAGGAUGCUGUAUCUAAAAUUUCUGGUUAUUAAAAAAAAAAAAGAAGUCAGUAAAAGUAAAAUAUUACAAACCACCAGAAACUGAAAUUUUCAGUAUGGGAAUCAUAAAUUGUAACAUGGAAAUACUGAUUGCUCUGUUUAUAUCACAUUCAAAUAGAUGUUGCCCUAGAAAUCUCACUGCUAAGAAGAAUUAUUAUGUUAUUCUAUUAAUGUAGUGUUACUUAGAUAUUAGAAUUACAUUAAUAAAACCUGUUAUGCAUGUACAAUUUGGCUGUGUGUAUAAAUAAAAUACAGGGUACAAUAUACCGAGAAAAUAAACUAUACCCCACUGUACAAUAUAAGACUGUAUUUUAUCAAUGGUUUUUGGUGGCAGUAUAAACUAUGAAAGCAAGGCUCAAGUGGUUUGUGCAUGUCAGCAAAAACUCAAGAUAAAAAUAUAGCCUUGUAAUAUGUUUGAGUGUUUUUUCCAUAGAUGUUAGAAUACCAAUCAAAAUUGCAGAUGCCUCUUAAGUUUCCCCCCUUUUGCAAGUAUUUCACUUUCAGGUGUUGUUUUCUUUAUACAUUUGUUCAUCUCACAAAUGAUUUGUUCCCUUGCUAAGAAUAUACCAAUGUACAAUACUGUAGCUGUUUAGAAUAUGUUUAGCUCCAGCAAUAUGCAAAGUGCUUGGAGAAGGUAUAAAUAUAGGUGCUCAGAGAAUAAUGCAUCCAAAUUGUACCACAUUAAAAACCAGAUUAUCA
Molecule: messenger RNA, 2528 nt
Organism: Sceloporus undulatus (fence lizard)
Lineage: Eukaryota; Metazoa; Chordata; Lepidosauria; Squamata; Phrynosomatidae
Gene: MGMT
Product: O-6-methylguanine-DNA methyltransferase
Exons: 6
Coding region: 143-757 (204 amino acids)
Biological process (GO): DNA repair
Cellular component (GO): nucleus
Molecular function (GO): methylated-DNA-[protein]-cysteine S-methyltransferase activity
Source: RefSeq, a predicted model, not a curated record